UUGGUACAGUCCAAUGUCCUCUGCCUGGUGGAUGAAGAGCUAAAGGCCACGGCUUGGUGUAAACAGAAGGAACCAUGGUCAACUUUGCAGCACUUGCCCGUGAGCAUUGGGUGAACAUAUUGGUGCCCAUGGGCUUUGUGAUUGGAUGGUACCUUGACAAACAACAGGACCAGAAGCUGACAGCUUUCAGGAACAAAAGUUUUUUGUUUAGCAGGGAGCUGAAGCCUAGUGAAGAGGUGACCUGGAAGUAGACCGCCCCUACCUGGAUAAUGUGUCCUGUCAUCUGUAGUGUGAAUGACUGAUUGGUGUCCCUCAAACCAGAAUAUUUAAGAAGACUAUCUCAGUAUGUCAGUUGUAUAAUCAGAUAAUAAACAUGCCCUUUAUCAUCAAAAUAA
Messenger RNA from Anoplopoma fimbria (sablefish), 395 nucleotides. RefSeq names its product NADH dehydrogenase [ubiquinone] 1 beta subcomplex subunit 1-like. The coding region runs from base 75 to 251 and encodes 58 amino acids. Lineage: Eukaryota; Metazoa; Chordata; Actinopteri; Perciformes; Anoplopomatidae. Gene Ontology annotation, cellular component: mitochondrion. The record is from RefSeq and is a predicted model, not a curated record. The transcript is spliced from 3 exons.